This is a messenger RNA of Rhizoctonia solani, 318 nucleotides long. RefSeq lists its product as uncharacterized. The transcript has 2 exons. Bases 1 to 318 code for a protein of 105 amino acids. Lineage: Eukaryota; Fungi; Basidiomycota; Agaricomycetes; Cantharellales; Ceratobasidiaceae. The record is from RefSeq and is a predicted model, not a curated record.
AUGCUCAAGAGUCUAUUGACUCCGUUGAAAACUCGGUUCGAGGAAGCUGUCUCUCUACGGAGCAAUGACACACCUGAUGCGGUGCCCGAGUCCCCGGAGGACUUUGAACGCGAUGCUAGGGCAGAGACCAUGCGGAUGGUAGUCCAAUCGAUAAACGCGGUAGAGGAUGAUACAGCGAGAAUAGACCUUCUGGGUGAAGCCUCAAGACUUAUGCUGAUAGAUCCCGCAACGAAGGAUGUGUUUCGUGAAAUGGACGGAUUUCUUGUGCUCAUCAGUUUUCUGUCAACGAGCGCGUUUUUGCCAAAUUCUGUCAUAUAG